Molecule: messenger RNA, 1034 nt
Organism: Microplitis demolitor
Lineage: Eukaryota; Metazoa; Arthropoda; Insecta; Hymenoptera; Braconidae
Product: histone H2B
Exons: 1
Coding region: 30-404 (124 amino acids)
Cellular component (GO): nucleosome
Molecular function (GO): DNA binding; protein heterodimerization activity; structural constituent of chromatin
Source: RefSeq, a predicted model, not a curated record
UAUAACAGUCAACUUAUUGGUCCGUCAUCAUGCCUCCUAAAACAAGUGGUAAAGCAGUCAAGAAGUCUGGUAAAGCCCAGAAGAACAUCACCAAGAAUGAUAAGAAAGGCCGCAAGAAGAAGCGUAAGGAAAGUUACGCUAUCUACAUCUACAAAGUGCUCAAACAAGUUCAUCCUGACACUGGAGUCUCCAGCAAGGCCAUGAGCAUCAUGAACAGUUUUGUCAACGACAUCUUCGAGCGUAUCGCUGCUGAAGCUUCAAGACUUGCGCACUACAACAAGCGCUCCACCAUCACUUCCCGGGAAAUUCAAACCGCAGUUCGUCUUCUGCUUCCCGGUGAAUUGGCAAAACACGCAGUCAGUGAAGGAACUAAAGCUGUCACCAAAUACACCAGCUCCAAAUAAAUGUCCUAAUCCUCAAUAAAAACCAAACGGCCCUUUUCAGGGCCACCAAAUUUUUUCAAACGUAUUUCUUUCAAGUUUUGUAUGAAUAUCUAAACGACAAUUUCAUAGUAGUUGAAAAAUUAUUCGUUAUCAAAUUAUAUGCGAAUAAAAAAUUUUCUUAAACAAUCUCUCACUGUAUGACGAGACAUAAAGUUCUAUUUUGAAUACACAGAAUCUAAGCUAUACAGUAUUUUUGAAUAUUGUACAUCUAUUAAAACUCGAUAGAGAUUUCAAUCUCGAGACAAGUUUACAGCGAUUGCUGAAUCAGCCUGCAAGUAAUUCACAGCAACUUUUUGAAUAAGAGUUUCCAAAUUAAAUUUUUUAUAGUAAGAAGUAUGAUUUUAUUACUAAUAACUCGACGCCUUUUAAAACGUGUCUAUUACAUAUCAUCUCUAUCAAAUGACAUGAUGAUACAUCAUUUUAUAUACUUACAUUAAGCCAUUUCUUCCAUAUAAUUAGAUAUGAUGUGCAUACGUAUAAAAUUUUUUUUCUUAUAUAAGUAGUUAAGAAUUUGGUUGUUGCAAUCAAGCAGUCGUAUAUAUAUUUUAAAUAAAAACCCUGUAAAAUGAAGAUAUAACACUUAAAUGACUA